Messenger RNA from Malania oleifera, 1401 nucleotides. RefSeq names its product xyloglucan endotransglucosylase/hydrolase 2. Lineage: Eukaryota; Viridiplantae; Streptophyta; Magnoliopsida; Santalales; Ximeniaceae. Bases 217 to 1119 code for a protein of 300 amino acids. Gene Ontology annotation, molecular function: hydrolase activity, hydrolyzing O-glycosyl compounds; xyloglucan:xyloglucosyl transferase activity. Gene Ontology annotation, biological process: cell wall biogenesis; xyloglucan metabolic process. Gene Ontology annotation, cellular component: cell wall; apoplast. The record is from RefSeq and is a predicted model, not a curated record. The transcript is spliced from 3 exons.
UGGCAACAGCUAGUUCCUUCUGCACUUCAACCUCACCUUCUGCCCCAGUUGCGCCUCACGCGUUAUCAAUUCCCGGCUCUGAUAUUAUUAUCGACUAUCUGUAUCUAUCUAUCUAUCUAUAUAUAAGUCUCCAUAGAACCCCCAAUCACCGCAAACAAACAUUACAUAGCGACACCUCUCUCUCUCCAUCUCUCUCUCUCUCUCUCUCUCUCGAAUAUGGGCUUAUUGUCUUCAGCUAAUGGGUCAAACUGGGAGCUUAUGGCAGUGAUGGUUGUAAUAGUGGUGGGGUUUCAAACAAUGGGUACUGGCUGGGCUGGUAACUUCUACCAGGACUUCGACGUCACUUGGGGUGGAAAUCGUGCAAAGAUAUUCAAAGGCGGAGACCUUCUGUCCCUGUCUUUGGACAGAGUCUCUGGUUCUGGCUUCCAAUCCAAGCACGAGUAUCUCUUCGGACGCAUUGAUAUGCAGCUCAAACUCGUCGCCGGCAACUCCGCCGGCACCGUCACUGCCUACUACUUGUCGUCCCAAGGGCUAACUCAUGACGAGAUCGACUUUGAGUUCUUGGGAAACCUUAGCGGAGAUCCUUAUAUCCUCCACACUAACGUGUUCACCGGAGGGAAAGGAAACAGAGAGCAACAAUUCUACCUCUGGUUUGAUCCAACCAGGAAUUUCCAUACCUAUACCAUUAUCUGGAACCCCCAACAGAUCAUUUUCUUGGUGGACAACACUCCCAUAAGAGUGUUCAAGAAUGCCGAAGCAAUUGGUGUCCCCUUCCCCAAGAGCCAACCCAUGAGAAUCUACUCCAGCCUCUGGAACGCCGACGACUGGGCGACUAGAGGUGGACUCGUGAAAACGGACUGGAUCAAAGCUCCUUUCACUGCAUACUACCGUAACUUCAAGGCCAAUGCCUGUGUUUCGUCUUCUGGCUCUUCAGCUUGCUCCUCCGAAUCUCCCAACUCAAUCUCCGGCAGUGCGUUGCAAACCCAUGAGCUCGACGCCCUUAGCCGACGGCGGCUCCGAUGGGUUCAGAAGAACUUCAUGAUUUACAACUACUGCACUGAUUUUAAACGCUUCCCACAGGGUGUUCCAGCGGAGUGCAAGCGAUCAAGGUUCUUUUAGAAAGGGAACACUGGUCCUAGUUUGUACCAGCUUUGGAGUAAAUGUUGAAUGCGGUUUUCGUAAUAUUAGUGGCUGUGAAUGGGUGGAGUGUAAUUCUUUAUUGUUGCUCUGUUCUGUUUGAAUUCAGCUUUGGCUUUGAUAGUAAUACAUCAACCAAUUUUUUUUUAAUUUCUGUGUCUGUUUGUUUAAUAAAGGGGAGGUCCCUCUAUAAUUUUCCUUUAUCGAAUCGGUAUUGAAGUGAACCUUGUAUUUAAUUUGAGUAAUAAUUUUUAUUUUUGGUCA